Achroia grisella is the source of this 2758-nucleotide messenger RNA. It is a transcript of the gene Gat, whose product is annotated as sodium- and chloride-dependent GABA transporter 1. Gene Ontology annotation, cellular component: membrane. Gene Ontology annotation, biological process: sodium ion transmembrane transport. Bases 404 to 2227 code for a protein of 607 amino acids. NCBI's taxonomy places the organism in Eukaryota, Metazoa, Arthropoda, Insecta, Lepidoptera, Pyralidae. The transcript is spliced from 12 exons. The record is from RefSeq and is a predicted model, not a curated record.
CUGUUAACUUGUUCUCCAUCCUGUGGAGUUUGCAAUGUUAGCUGCCAACAUCACAUUCGUGUUGAAGCAUGUGGUUGAACAACACACGUUCGAGGAUAGGUCCGCCAUUUUGACGACACCCAGAGAGCCGCCAUUUCGAUAACGCGCGAACUCUAAAACAAUGCAUGCUGUGCCGUGUACUGUGUUCUUAUUGUAGUGAUUGUGAUGCUGUGUGUGUGUGUGUUUUGAUUUAACAGUACAAAAUUGACAGUGCUUCUUAUCUAGUCCACGAAUCAAAGUAAAAAUGUUAAUACAGUUUCCUUAACAUAAAUAUAAUAGACUAGCGAGAGAAAGAGACGAUUCUCGUCUCUUAGAAGUUGUACACGGAUUGGAGAAAGAAGUAUUCAGAAGAAAAGUAUAAGAGAUGGACACUAAAAAUGAUGGACGUGGUGAUGACAUAGAGUUAAGUGCGCAAGGAACUAGCAAAAAACCUAGUGAGGUGGCAAUAAAAUCUGAUUUACCUGAACGAGGAUCAUGGGCCAGCAAACUUGAUUUCAUCCUAUCCGUGAUCGGUCUGGCUAUUGGGCUUGGCAAUGUCUGGCGGUUUCCCUACCUCUGCUACAAGAAUGGAGGGGGAGCCUUCCUUAUACCGUACUUCCUUACCCUCAUCCUGGCUGGAAUACCCAUGUUCUUCAUGGAAUUGGCGAUGGGACAAAUGCUUACGAUUGGCGGAUUGGGUGUGUUCAAGAUCGCGCCAAUUUUCAAAGGUAUUGGGUAUGCGGCUGCUGUGAUGUCUUGCUGGAUGAACGUCUACUACAUCGUGAUCCUCGCUUGGGCGAUCUUCUACUUUUUCAUGUCUAUGCGAUCAGAUGUCCCAUGGCGAACCUGCGACAACUAUUGGAACACUGCCACUUGUGUCAACCCCUACGAUCGGAAGAACCUCACCUGCUGGUCAUCCAUCGACAUGACUACAUUCUGCACCCUCAACGGGAAGAACAUCAGCAAAGCGGUCUUGUCUGAUCCUGUUAAGGAGUUCUGGGAACGUCGUGCUCUUCAAAUAUCAAGCGGUAUUGAAAAUAUCGGCAACAUCCGUUGGGAAUUGGCUGGAACACUAUUGCUGGUGUGGGUUCUAUGCUACUUCUGCAUCUGGAAGGGUGUCCGCUGGACCGGAAAGGUCGUGUAUUUCACUGCAUUGUUCCCGUACUUCUUGCUGACUGUGCUUCUGAUUAGAGGUAUUACAUUGCCAGGAGCGAUGGAGGGUAUCAAGUUCUACGUAAUGCCAAACAUGAGCAAACUUAUGGAGUCCGAAGUGUGGAUAGAUGCUGUCACUCAGAUAUUCUUCUCAUACGGUUUGGGGUUAGGUACACUAGUGGCUUUGGGGAGUUACAACAAAUUUACUAAUAAUGUGUACAAAGAUGCUCUUAUAGUCUGUUCCGUAAACUCUAGUACGUCUAUGUUCGCUGGGUUCGUUAUAUUCUCUGUGGUCGGCUUCAUGGCUCACGAACAGCAGCGACCUGUUGCAGAAGUGGCAGCAUCUGGGCCCGGUCUUGCUUUCCUUGCAUAUCCUUCAGCUGUACUCCAGCUGCCUGGUGCUCCACUUUGGUCCUGCUUAUUCUUCUUUAUGCUCCUGCUCAUCGGCUUGGACAGUCAGUUUUGUACGAUGGAAGGUUUCAUCACUGCCGUGAUUGAUGAGUGGCCAAAACUUCUCAGGAGAAGGAAGGAGAUCUUCAUAGCCAUUACCUGUGUCAUAUCGUAUUUGGUUGGGUUGUCUUGUAUUUCUGAGGGCGGUAUGUAUGUAUUCCAAAUCCUCGAUUCCUAUGCCGUUUCCGGGUUCUGCCUACUAUUCUUGAUAUUCUUCGAGUGCGUCUCCAUAUCUUGGGCUUUCGGCGUGAACCGUUUCUACGACGGCAUCAAGGAGAUGAUCGGAUACUACCCUACAAUCUGGUGGAAGUUUUGCUGGGUUGGAUUCACACCUGCCAUAUGCAUUAGCGUGUUCAUUUUCAACCUGGUGCAAUGGAAGCCGAUUAAGUACAUGAACUACGAAUACCCCUGGUGGUCACACGCGUUUGGCUGGUUCACUGCCCUCUCUUCUAUGUUAUGCAUUCCUGGUUACAUGGUUUACUUGUGGCGUGUGACUCCUGGGACCAGACAAGAGAAAUUCAAUACGAUCGUCCGUAUCCCUGAGGAUGUUCCCACUCUUAGAACCAAGAUGCAGGCAGAAGAGCUGGCAAAGCAUGGAAAAGCUUAAAUUAAAUCUGUUACUUAGACCCCAUGGAUCUCAAGGAGAUGAGAGAAAUGUAUUUGGAAUAAGACAGAUUUUAUGCACUUGCAUGAUCACUACCAAAUUCUAAUUAUAGUUACUUUGAAUACAGCACCUAUGUUAUAUAUAAUUUUACUAAAAACAAAUGUAUAUCUUCUAAUAUUGAUCAUGCAAGAGUAUUUAAUAUCAAGGAAAUGGAUAAAUAUAUUCUAAAAGAUCACGCACAAAUUUUUAACACAUGUAGACAUGCUUUAUAAAAAAACAAAUAUUUAAUGCAAGUCAAACUUAAUAUUAAGUUAUAUACCUUUCUUCUCAUACAAUGAUUAGAAAUUUAGUGGAUUUAAUUUUAUAGCAAUAUAUUAACUAUAUAUCCAAAUUAUAUACACAGCAAAUAAUAUAUUAUUUUAAUUUAUAACGAGGUGUAGAUUUAGUAGAACCUUUAUAACACUUAUAUGAAUAUAGCAUUUAUUGAUGUUUAUUGUCAACUAACUAUAAUAGCCAAUUAGAAUUAUUGUAAAA